AUGGCGAUUGAUAGAAUUUUUAAAGAUGAAGCCAGUGAAGAAAAAGGAGAGCGGGCCAGAAUGGCUUCUUUUGUUGGAGCCAUGGCUAUUGCCGACUUGGUGAAGACAACCUUAGGGCCAAAGGGAAUGGACAAAAUUUUGCAGUCAACAGGUAGAGGACGUGAAGUUACUGUCACUAAUGAUGGUGCUACAAUCUUGAAGUCCCUCCAUAUUGAUAACCCAGCUGCUAAAGUCCUUUUAGACAUAUCAAAAGUACAAGAUGAUGAAGUUGGGGAUGGAACUACCUCUGUUGUUGUUCUGGCUGGUGAACUUUUAAGGGAGGCAGAAAAGCUGGUGGCAUCCAAGAUUCAUCCAAUGACAAUAAUAUCAGGUUUCCGAAUGGCUGCAGAGUGUGCCCGAAAUACCUUGUUAGAGAAGGUUGUGGACAACAAAGCUGAUUCUGAGAAAUUCAGGUCAGAUUUAUUGAACAUUGCAAUGACCACCCUGAGCUCCAAGAUUCUCUCACAGGACAAGGAGCAUUUUGCAAAAUUAGCUGUGGAUGCUGUUAUGAGACUAAACGGAAGCACUAAUUUAGAAUCUAUCCAGAUUAUAAAGAAACCUGGAGGCUCACUAAAGGAUUCAUUCUUAGAUGAAGGAUUCAUUCUUGACAAGAAAAUCGGUAUUGGGCAACCCAAACGGAUAGAGAAUGCGAAGAUACUGGUGGCAAACACUGCCAUGGAUACGGACAAAGUGAAGAUAUAUGGUGCACGUGUUCGGGUUGAUUCUAUGGCUAGAGUUGCUCAGAUUGAAACCGCUGAGAAAGAGAAAAUGAGAGAAAAGGUGCAGAAGAUAAUUGGUCAUGGUAUCAAUUGUUUUGUUAACAGGCAGCUGAUUUACAAUUUUCCGGAGGAGCUCUUUGCUGAUGCGGGGAUAUUGGCUAUUGAGCAUGCUGAUUUUGAUGGUAUUGAGCGUCUGGCUCUGGUAACUGGUGGUGAAAUUGCAUCAACCUUUGACAAUCCUGAGUCUGUUAAGCUUGGGCAUUGUGAUCUUAUUGAGGAGAUUAUGAUUGGUGAGGAUAAACUGAUUCAUUUCUCUGGUGUUGCCAUGGGACAGGCAUGUACAAUAGUUCUGAGAGGUGCUAGCCACCAUGUUCUUGAUGAGGCUGAGAGGUCAUUGCAUGAUGCCUUGUGUGUCCUAUCACAGACUGUAAAUGAUAGCAGAGUGUUGCUUGGAGGUGGGUGGCCUGAGAUGGUGAUGGCAAGGGAAGUGGAUGCAUUGGCUAAGAAAACUCCAGGAAAGAAGUCUCUUGCUAUUGAGGCAUUCUCCCGAGCACUUUUGGCUAUCCCAACAAUUAUUGCUGAUAAUGCUGGUUUGGACAGUGCCGAGUUGAUUUCUCAGCUCCGUGCAGAGCAUCAAAAUAAGGGCUGUACUGCAGGAAUCGAUGUCAUUUCUGGUUCUGUUGGAGACAUGGCUGAAAGGGGGAUAUGUGAAGCGUUCAAAGUAAAGCAAGCUAUAUUGCUAUCUUCAACAGAGGCCGCUGAGAUGAUUCUCAGAGUUGACGAAAUCAUCACGUGUGCUCCAAGGAGGAGAGAAGAUAGAAUGGAAAUUUUUCAUUUGUUUUGCAACCCAGUCCUACGUCAUUGGAUUGGUAAUGGGGUUGUUGUGGUGGGUGGCCGGAUGUUGACCUUCAAGUCUUCAAAUGAAAAGCCAAUAGAUUUUCGGCGUGCCAAAAUUUGUUCUUUUCCAAUCGCAAAGGUGAAAGUGUUGGACAACAAUUCUCUAUCUUCCAGAGCUUCAUGGCCACUAUCAGAAGGGGAAAAGGAAAUCUCCGUCAGAGGUGAAAAGAAUGUAUGGCGCUGCCACCAUCGCAACAAUGGAGUAUGA
Molecule: messenger RNA, 1863 nt
Organism: Sphenostylis stenocarpa
Lineage: Eukaryota; Viridiplantae; Streptophyta; Magnoliopsida; Fabales; Fabaceae
Source: the annotation of a GenBank genome assembly